AUGACAGAAACGCUUCUUACCUACGCUACGACGCUCGCUUUCUACAUUCAUCUUUGUGCUCUCCCCGCCUCCGAGCGGCCAGACAUGAGCACGCAUCCCGUGCUCGAGCGCCUGCUGCAGCUGAAGCAGGGCGUUGUCGCCCUCGAGGACCUCGACUUUGCCGCCGGUUCCGUGUCCGACAAGGGUCCCGAGCUCUUCGUCCGUCCCGGCGAGGAGGGCUGGGAUGACGAGGAGGACCCGGAGGAGAUGGCGCAGCUGCUGGCCUCGAAGCGCGAGCUCAUGGCGCGCAUGAACGAGGCGAGCGGCAUGGGUCUCCCCUCGGACGAGGACGAGAUCGACGAGGAGGAGGAUGCCAACCAGCUCUGGCACACGGCCGGACUGGAGGACGGCGAGCUCAGCGCUCUGCUCCAGGACGCGCAGGAGCAGGGCCAGCGCAAGCGUACCCGCGGCAAGAAGGGGAAGAAGGGAAAGAAGGCGCCUGCGCCCAUCUCCCCCUCCGACUCGGAGGAGUCCGACGACGAAACCCCAGCAGCGUCCUUCACGCCUAUCGCCGAGCCGUCCUUCAUCUCAAGCAAGAAGAGCAAGAAGUCCAAGUCGGCCAAGGUGCCCAAGUCCGGCGCGAUCGAGGACGUGUACGGCGACGCGGACGAGCUCGAUCUCGCCGACGCGGCGGACAAGGAGCGCCGCAAGCGUUCGCUGCGCUUCCACACGUCCAAGAUUGCCGCCACUGCUGCCCGCCGCACCGCGGCCAAGAACCGCAUCCCCUACCGCGACCGCCAGGCUGCGCGGGACGCUGCGCUGCGCAAAAACGCCCCCAAGGGCAACGGCGGCGAGGACCUGGACGGGGGCGAGUGGACGGACGCAGACCGCAAGCGUGCGCGCGAGGUGCGCGACGAGGUCGCCGACGAGGACGACGACGGAUACUACGACCUCGUCAAGCGGCGCAAGACGGAGAAGGAGGACGCGAAGCGCGACGCCCACGAGGCGUACCGCGAGGCCAAGUUCGCCUCGUUCGAGGACGAGACGACCGACGGGCCCCGUACCAUCACCCGUGCCAUCGAGAAGAACCGUGGCCUCACCCCGAGGAGGAACAAGGCCGGUCGCAACCCGCGUGUCAAGAAAAAGCUGGCGUUCGAGAAGGCCAAGCAGAAGGUCUCGUCGCAGCGUGCUGUGUACAAGGGUGGCCAGGGCGCGCUCGGCGGACAGUACUCUGGAGAGAAGACCGGUAUUUCGACCGUUGCCAAGUCGAGAAAGUUCUAA
Molecule: messenger RNA, 1260 nt
Organism: Trichosporon asahii var. asahii CBS 2479
Lineage: Eukaryota; Fungi; Basidiomycota; Tremellomycetes; Trichosporonales; Trichosporonaceae
Exons: 2
Coding region: 1-1260 (419 amino acids)
Biological process (GO): maturation of SSU-rRNA from tricistronic rRNA transcript (SSU-rRNA, 5.8S rRNA, LSU-rRNA)
Cellular component (GO): small-subunit processome; nucleolus
Source: RefSeq, a predicted model, not a curated record